CACUCCACUCCGCUACACUCCCACAACUACCCCGAUCACAGGCACGGCUACGUAUCGAUAUGACAGUUCCGGCCGUCAGGGGGAUGCUCUCCCCUCACCCCGUCCUACUGGCUCCUCUUCUGUCCGGCUGCGCGUGUGUCUGGAAGUGUCAAGAAUGUGUGGAUGGUCCUGGGCCUGACGAUCCCGGAAAGAACCAUAUCCUCAAUCAGGGCCGUGCCAUGCGAUCAGAACGCAUGACUAUGACAGCCAGGGAGAGUUCGACUAAUAUCAGAUGGGUGACCGGUUUAGGGUUGUUGACGUUUACGUUUACGUCGUUAAGGCUGACCGUUUAGAGGGGGGUUUGGGGAUAUGGGGAUAUAAAGUCGAGGGUUCUGUCUCAGAGCGCUGGAUGGAAGGUGAGGGUAUUCGGAACGAGACUCGACGAUCUUUCGACAAGCGAUACAGACGUACUGACUUGAGG
This is a messenger RNA of Aspergillus uvarum CBS 121591, 460 nucleotides long. RefSeq lists its product as uncharacterized. The transcript has a single exon. The coding region runs from base 60 to 332 and encodes 90 amino acids. Lineage: Eukaryota; Fungi; Ascomycota; Eurotiomycetes; Eurotiales; Aspergillaceae. The record is from RefSeq and is a predicted model, not a curated record.